Molecule: messenger RNA, 13469 nt
Organism: Pan troglodytes (chimpanzee)
Lineage: Eukaryota; Metazoa; Chordata; Mammalia; Primates; Hominidae
Gene: EVC
Product: EvC ciliary complex subunit 1
Exons: 25
Coding region: 211-3204 (997 amino acids)
Biological process (GO): smoothened signaling pathway
Cellular component (GO): ciliary membrane; plasma membrane protein complex
Source: RefSeq, a predicted model, not a curated record
AAAGUUUUGAGCGGUGAUCCAGGCUCCUCCCUCCGGCUCGGCGAAGCAGGGAAGGGGAGAGAAGCAGGAGUCGGGAGACUGCACAGGCCAGAAAGUGCGGAGCGGGCGGCGCCCCUGGCCCGCCCGGGCUCAAAGUCCCGCGUCGCCGCCCUGGCGGGGACGGUGCAGCAGACGGCGGGAUGCGGCGGGGCGGCAGCCUGAGCGCCCCGGAUGGCCCGCGGCGGGGCGGCCUGCAAGAGCGACGCGCGGCUGCUGCUGGGGCGGGACGCGCUGCGGCCGGCGCCCGCGCUGCUGGCCCCCGCCGUGCUGCUGGGCGCCGCGCUCGGCCUGGGCCUCGGCCUCUGGCUUGGCUGCCGCGCGGGCCGCCAGCGCACGCGACACCAGAAAGACGACACUCAAAAUCUGCUCAAGAAUUUGGAGUCUAAUGCACAGACCCCCUCGGAAACUGGCUCCCCAUCGAGGAGGAGGAAGAGAGAAGUGCAGAUGUCGAAGGACAAGGAAGCUGUUGAUGAAUGUGAGCCGCCUUCCAACAGCAAUAUCACAGCAUUCGCCCUGAAGGCCAAAGUCAUCUACCCCAUCAAUCAGAAGUUCCGGCCUCUGGCCGAUGGCUCCUCCAACCCGUCUCUGCAUGAAAACUUAAAGCAGGCUGUUUUGCCGCACCAGCCGGUAGAGGCCUCUCCUUCCAGCAGCCUGGGGAGCCUGAGCCAGGGUGAGAAGGACGACUGCAGCUCCUCAUCCAGCGUCCACUCGGCCACCAGCGAUGACAGGUUUCUCAGCCGCACCUUCCUCCGGGUGAACGCCUUCCCUGAGGUGCUGGCCUGCGAGAGUGUAGACGUUGACCUGUGUAUCUACAGCCUUCACUUAAAAGACCUGCUGCAUUUGGACACGGCACUGAGGCAGGAAAAGCAUAUGAUGUUUAUUCAGAUUUUUAAAAUGUGCCUCCUUGACCUUCUUCCUAAAAAGAAGUCAGAUGAUGAAUUAUACCAGAAGAUCCUUUCAAAACAAGAAAAUGAUUUGGAGGAACUAGAAAAGGGACUUCAGGUCAAACUGUCAAACACAGAAAUGUCGGGGGCUGGUGACUCUGAGUACAUCACCCUGGCUGAUGUGGAAAAGAAGGAGAGAGAAUACUCUGAACAGCUAAUCGAUAAUAUGGAAGCUUUCUGGAAACAGAUGGCAAACAUCCAGCACUUUCUUGUGGACCAGUUUAAGUGUUCCAGCUCCAAAGCCCGACAGCUCAUGAUGACUCUGACGGAAAGAAUGAUUGCAGCCGAAGGGCUAUUGUGCGAUUCUCAGGAGCUGCAGGCUCUGGACGCCCUGGAGAGGACGAUGGGGCGGGCACACAUGGCAAAAGUGAUUGAGUUUCUGAAGCUGCAAGUCCAGGAGGAGACCAGGUGCCGGCUGGCUGCCAUCUCCCACGGCCUGGAGCUGCUGGCUGGUGAGGGGAAGCUGUCCGGGCGGCAGAAGGAGGAGCUGCUCACGCAGCAGCACAAGGCCUUCUGGCAGGAGGCAGAGCGCUUCAGCCGGGAGUUUGUCCAGCGAGGCAAAGACCUGGUCAAGGCGUCUCUGGCUCACCAGGUGGAGGGAACGGCAAAACUCACGCUGGCCCAAGAGGAGGAACAGAGAAGCUUCCUGGCUGAGGCCCAGCCGACUGCUGACCCGGAAAAGUUUCUCAAGGCUUUUCAUGAGGUCCUGGAGAGGCAGAGGCUGAUGCAGUGUGACCUGGAGGAAGAGGAGAAUGUCAGAGCCACCGAGGCUGUAGUUGCACUCUGCCAGGAGCUGUACUUCAGCACCGUGGACACUUUCCAGAAGUUCGUGGAUGCCCUGUUCCUUCAGACGCUCCCUGGCAUGACUGGCCUCCCCCCGGAAGAGUGUGACUACUUGAGGCAGGAAGUCCAGGAGAACGCUGCCUGGCAGCUGGGGAAGUCAGAUCGCUUCCGGAGGCAGCAGUGGAAAGUCUUCCAGGAGCUCCUAGAGCAAGAGCAGCAGGUGUGGAUGGAGGAGUGUGCGCUGUCCAGCGUGCUGCAGACACACCUGCGGGAGGACCACAAGGGCACCAUCCGCGGCGUCUUGGGCCGACUGGGCGGCCUCACUGAAGAGUCCACGCGGUGUGUCCUGCAGGGGCAUGACCUGCUGUUGUGCUCGGCCCUCCGGAGGCUGGCACUCCGCGGCAACGCCCUGGCCACCCUGACGCAGAUGCGGCUAUCGGGGAAGAAGCACCUCCUGCAGGAGCUGCGGGAACAGCGUGCACUGGAGCAGGGGUCCUCCCAGUGCCUGGACGAGCAUCAGUGGCAGCUGCUCAGGGCCCUGUCCUUUCCCUCCCAGGAGGCGCGUGUGCUGGAGGAGGCCAGCCGGUUGGAGGAGGAAGCACAGCAGACACGGCUGCAGCUCCUGCAGCGGCUCCUGGCCGAGGCCCAGGAGGUGGGGCAGCUUCUGCAGCAGCACGUGGAGUGCGCCAUUGGGCAGGCGCUGCUGGUGCACGCACGGAAUGCAGCCACCAAGAGCCGGGCCAAGGACAGGGAUGACUUCAAGAGGACACUGAUGGAGUCAGCAGUGGAGAGCGUCUACGUGACCAGCGCUGGUGUCAGCCGCCUGGUGCAGGCGUAUUACCAGCAAAUCGGAAGGAUCAUGGAGGACCACGAGGAGAGAAAACUGCAGCACCUGAAGACCCUGCAGGGUGAGAGGAUGGAAAAUUACAAACUGCGGAAAAAGCAAGAACUCAGCAACCCUUCGUCGGGCAGCAGGACGGCAGGUGGCGCUCCUGAGACCUCCCAGGCGGUCCACCAGAGGAUGCUGUCCCAGCAGAAGAGGUUCCUGGCCCAGUUCCCAGUGCACCAGCAGAUGCGUCUGCACGCCCAGCAGCAGCAGGCAGGAGUCAUGGACCUUCUGGAAGCCCAGCUGGAGACCCAGCUACAGGAAGCUGAACAGAACUUCAUCUCCGAGCUGGCAGCCUUGGCCCGAGUGCCCCUUGCUGAAAGCAAACUGUUCCCUGCUAAGCGUGGGCUGCUGGAGAAGCCCCUAAGGACUAAAAGGAAGAAGCCCCUGCCCCGGGAAAGAGGGGACCUGGGGGUGCCCAAUGAUGAGGACCUUGCCUCCGGGGACCAGACCUCAGGCUCACUCAGCAGCAAAAGGCUGAGUCAGCAAGAAAGUGAAGCUGGGGACAGUGGGAACUCAAAGAAGAUGCUAAAGAGAAGAAGCAACUUGUAGUUUAAGACCAGUCAGUGGGACAGGACCUGAAGCCCUGGGUCUGGGUGUGAAUUCCGCCUUCCCUCCUGCAGUGCUGAGAGGCAGCGAGGACGGAGAGGACAGCGGCAUCUCUAGGCUCUUCUGAGAGGGACAGAGAAAGAAUAGAAAUGUGCCCUAAAAGCAUAAAUGAGUAUCUCCUGAGAAAAUUAGGCAUUCCCGUCUUGGAAACACGUCUCUGUGAGUUUGCAUUUCAUUUGGCUUGGAGCCCUGGCUCGAUGCCUCAUGGAUCUUUCUCCCCCAGGAGGGACAUCUUGAGGGGUCCGAGCCUCAGGCCAAGGACCCCUGAUGCAGACUCUGGAAUCCCUGGCCCAAAGGCCUGUCCGGGCCCAUCUGGGGCUGAGGACACACAGAUACAUAAUGACACCUGCAGAAAUGUAUUCUCUGAGGACACUUAGAAUAUGAGGAAGAGGGUGUGGCCCAACCCUCACUUCACCUGGGGAGGGGCUUCUUCCGAACAGUAGACACCCUGCCCCUGCAGAGAGAUGUCAUGGGGGCACCUGCUCUCCCUGAUAGAUGCUGAGAGCAUCCAGAAACUUGCAGACCAGCCCUCUCACCACACCCAGAAGAGGCCUUUCCCAUCUGGAGAGAAGCUUCCAGACCAGCCCUUCACACACCACAGCCAGGAGGGGCUGUUCCCACCUGGAGAGAAGCUUCCAGACCAGCCCCACACACCACAGCUAGGAGAGGCCAUUCCAACCUGGAGAGAAACUUCCAGACCAGCCCCUCACACCACAGCCAGGAGGGGCCUUUCCCACCUGGAGAGAAACUUCCAGACCAGCCCCUCAUACCACAGCCAAGAGGGGCCUUUCCCACCUGGAGAGAAACUUCCAGACCAGCCCCGCACACCACAGCCAGGAGAGGCCUUUGCCACCCGGAGAGAAACUUCCAGACCAGCCCCUCAUACCACAGCCAAGAGGGGCCUUUCUCACCUGGAGAGAAAUUUCCAGACCAUCCCCUCUCACCACAGCCAGGAGAGGCCUUUCCCACCGGUAGAGAAACUUCCAGACCAGCCCCUCACACCACAGCCAAGAGAAGCCUUUCCGGCCUGGAGAGAAACUAACAGACCAGCCCUCUCACUACAGCCAGGAGAGGCCUUUCCCGCCUGGAAACUUCCAGACAAGUCCCUCACACACCACAGCCAGGAGAGGCCUUUCCCAUCUGGAGAGAAACUUCCAGACCAGCCCCUCUCACCACAGCCAGGAGAGGCCUUUCCCACCUGGAGAGAAGCUUCCAGACCAGCCCCUCACACCACAGCCAGGAGAGGCCUUUCCCGCCUGGAGAGAAGCUUCAGACCAGCUCCUCACACCACAGCCAGGAGAGGCCUUUCCACCUGGAGAGAAACUUCCAGACCAGCCCUUCACACCACAGCCAGGAGGGGCCUUUCCCACCUGGAGAGAAACUUCCAGACCAGCCCCGCACACCACUGCCAGGAGAGGCCUUUGCCACCUGGAGAGAAACUUCCAGACCAGCCCCUCAUACCACAGCCAAGAGGGGCCUUUCUCACCUGGAGAGAAAUUUCCAGACCAUCCCCUCUCACCACAGCCAGGAGAGGCCUUUCCCACCGGUAGAGAAACUUCCAGACCAGCCCCUCACACCACAGCCAAGAGAAGCCUUUCUGGCCUGGAGAGAAACUAACAGACCAGCCCUCUCACUACAGCCAGGAGAGGCCUUUCCCGCCUGGAAACUUCCAGACAAGCCCCUCACACACCACAGCCAGGAGAGGCCUUUCCCACCUGGAGAGAAACUUCCAGACCAGCCCCUCUCACCACAGCCAAGAGAGGCCUUUCCCGCCUGGAGAGAAACUUCCAGACCAGCCCCUCACACCACAGCCAGGAGAGGCCUUUCCCGCCUGGAGAGAAGCUUCAGACCAGCUCCUCACACCAUAGCCAGGAGAGGCCUUUCCCACCUGGAGAGAAACUUCCAGACCAGCCCCUCAUACCACAGCCAAGAGGGGCCUUUCUCACCUGGAGAGAAACUUCCAGACCAGCCCCUCUUACCACAGAUAGGAGAAGCCUUUCCCGCCUGGAGAGAAACUUCCAGACCAGCCCUCUCACUACAGCCAGGAGAGGCCUUUCCUGCCUGGAGAGAAACUUCCAGACCAGCCCUCUCACUACAGCCAGGAGAGGACUUUCCUGCCUGGAGAGAAACUUCCAGACCAGCCCCUCACACACCACAGCCAGGAGAGGCCUUUCCCGCCUGGAGAGAAACUUCCAGACAAGCCCCUCACACACCACAGCCAGGAGAGGCCUUUCCCGCCUGGAGAGAAGCUUCAGACCAGCCCCUCACACCACAGCCAGGAGAGGCCUUUCCCACCUGGAGAGAAACUUCCGGACCAGCCCCUCACACCACAGCCAGGAGAGGCCUUUCCCACCUGGAGAGAAACUUCCGGACCAGCCCCUCACACCACAGCCAGGAGAGGCCUUUCCCACUGGGAGAGAAACUUCCAGAGCAGCCCUCUCACUACAGCCAGGAGAGGCCUUUCCCACCGGGAGAGAAGCUUCCAGACCAGCCCCUCACACCACAGCCAGGAGAGGCCUUUCCCGCCUGGACAGAAGCUUCAGACCAGCUCCUCACACCAUAGCCAGGAGAGACCUUUUCUGCCUGGAGAGAAACUUUCAGACCAGCCCCACACACCAGAGCCAGGAGAGGCCGUUCCUGCCUGGAGAGAAGCUUCCAGACCAGCCCUUCACACCACAGCCAGGAGAGGCCUUUCCCACCUGGAGAGAAACUUCCAGACCAGCCCCUCUCACCACAGCCAGGAGAGGCCGUUCCCACCUGGAGGGAAAAUUGCUCCUUUGAUGGAGGUUAGGGACUGUCACCCUCAGCACUGUGAACAUACCGGGCGAGAUCAUUCUUCAGGGGAAGGAGCUGCCCAGAGCAUCACAGGAUGUUCCAGUGUCCCUGGCCUCUGCCCACCAGAUGCCAGCACUCCCACCAUUCGUGGCAACCAAGGAUGUCUCCAGACACUGCCCCGUGUCCAUGGGGUUAUCACCCACUGCGCUGAGUCAAAGGGUGCCUGCCCUGGUCUAAUCCAGGACAUAGCCCUGGAUACGUCCACAAAUCCCCAGAACCUAGUGAGCCCUCUGGCUCUGGGAGCCCCUAUCUCAGGAAUUUUCAGGGCCAUUUGUGACUUUUCAUUUCUUAAAACCUGAAAUAGACUCUCUUAGAAACAAGUGACUCCUUCCCAGUGGCCAAAACUUAAUCAUCAGCGCGCUUCCUUCAGUUCCUCACCCAUCAGCCAGUGGGCUCUCCAAAGUUAACCAACAGCUCCCUCUUGUGGUUCACUAAAAAACUUCGUUAUUCCAUGGAGUUGUGCAAAGCUGUGGCUUCCUUGGUGCAAUAUUCUUAAAACCUGCUUUGCAUAGAAAUCACUUCUCUUUUUUUUUUUUUUUUUUUUUUUUUUUGAGACAGAGUCUUGCUCUUUCACCCAGGCUGGAGUGCAGUGGCGUGAUCUCGGCUCAUGGCAAUCUCCACCUCCCGGGUUCAAGCGAUUUUCCUGCCUCAGCCUCCCCAGUAGCUGGGACCACAGACGUGUGCAACCACGCCCGGCUAAAUGUUUUUUGUAUUUUAUUUUAGUAGAGACGGGGUUUCACCAUACUGGCCAGGCUGCUCUCGAACUCCUGACCUCAUGAUCCACCCGCCUCGGCCUCCCCAAAGUGCUGAGAUUAGCCGUUAGCCACCACGCCCAGCCAGAAAUCACUUUUAUAUUGUCACGUGGGCCCUCUGCACAGAGCCCGAUGGCUCCUCCCGGGGAAGCCUGAUUUUGUGACGUGUGUAUAGUAAAUGCAGGCCCUCUGGCAGCACCAUAAUUGGUCGGUUACCCUGAGCCCAGAGCUCUGAAAGCAUCUGUGGAAUGAUCACGGGACCCUUCUCCUCUGAGAAGGCUCCCCGCUGCCUCCCCGCCACCGAGCUUGUAGCGUGACUGCCUGGCUGUUGCAUGGAGCAUUUUGCUUCUGGGGUGUCUUCCUUAGCCAGAGGGAACGUGUCAUUUGCUCGACCCUGGCCCACCCUUGCCGCCCAGCUGUUGUGCUGGGCACAGUCUGGGGCACAGGCCUCCAUGAUGAAGACGCGUGGGCUGUCGGUGCUUUCAUCCGUCACAAACUGGCACCUGUACCUGCCAGCAAGAGCAUGAUGGGGACUUCCAUGCUGGAAUUGCUCCCUGAUUAAAAUGAGAUAUGGCUAUUUGGAAGACACUGCAUUUUAGCCAGUGUACCUGGGCACAGACUCGGGGCCGCCCUGAAGCUGAUGAAGGCUUGAAGGACGGAAGGGCUGAGCCACAUGAAGGCAACACUCAGGGCCAGGGGAGAGAGAAGAGGAUCAGCAGUGCGGCCCCAGGACGCCUCGCAGACGUGCCUUCUGCCAUGAUUGUGAGGCCUCUCCAGCCACGUGGAACUGACUCUGCAGAGUCCCCACCAGCAAGAAGGCUCUCACCAGAUGCACCAGCACCACCCCAACCUUGGACUUCUCAGUCUCAAAAUCUGUAAGAAAUGAAUUCCUUUUCUUUAUAAAUUACCCCAUCUCAGGUAUUCAGUUACAGUGAUGCAAAAUGGACUAAGACAGAAAAUUGGUAACAGAAGUGGGGUCCACAGAACUAGCACACACUACAAACAAGGGCUUUCUACCCCACCCACCUUCACCCAUUGUUCAACAUUGAUUUGGCAGCACACUUCUGGACCACUGAAUCAGAAGGGUCAAUCACCUGACUUACAACAAAGGCCCCACUGCAUCUUAAUGGGGGAAAGAAUAGUCUUUGCAAUAAAUGGUGUUGGGUCAAUGGGAGAUCAUAUGGGAAAUGUAGAACCUUCAGUCCUACCUUAUAUUGUACAUAAAGAUUAUUGAGAGAUGGCUCGUAGACCUAAAUGUGAAAGAUAAAACUUCUAGAAAAAACCCAGAAGACUACUGUGGUAGGCAGAAUAACGCUCCUGGUCCCUGCCAACAAGAUGACCACAUCCUAAUCCCUGGGCCUGUGAGUAUGUUAUGUCACAUGGCUGGGAGAAUUGGGUUGCAGAUGAAUGAAUGAGAAUAGCCUUCCCCUAAAACUUUCUGAGAAACUCUCUCUCCUUCCUCCCAAAAUCUCAAGAGGUAAAAGGAAGUCACAUGCCUUAAAAGGAGUGUUGCAGCUCAGUCUCCAAGAACUAAGGAUUAUCUGAGCUACCAGGUCUCCUGUCCCCUGUAACUGUGCCUCUUGGAGGCGCUGGGGAACCCAAAGUUCGACAUGGGCUCUAGAUUAUGCUGGUUGGACAGUGGCUCCCAUGACCUGGGAGUCAGGCAAGCACCCCAUCAGAGUCUGUCUUAGAGAAGGUGCUAGGGCUGCUUCUGCUUCCACUUCCACCCUGACAGGACUGAGGAGGCCAGGCCCAGAGAACAGGCUGGAUAACUUCAUCCUGCCAACUUUACUUUUCUGGAAGUUUCCCUUUAAUAGUCCAAAUGGGCCAAAGCCGAACAUCAAAAAUCCUUACCAUCCGUUCUUGGUCUUUCCAUCCAAAAAUCCUUACCAUCCAUUCUUGGUCUUUCUCAGUAGUUAGUUAACCUUGUUUCAAGGAAGUCUGUAACUGACCCUGAGCCAACACUUCUUUAAACCUUAACGAAGGUAUCCACACGAAGCUGAGGAGUGGGGGAGGAGAAGGACACAUGAAAAGCACUGCGUUGAUGUGGGACCAGAGCAUCCAAAGCCAUCUGCCUCAAAUGCCCUUGGAGCUCAGUAAUUAGGAGCAAGGAGCUUUGGACUAGGGCCCAAAGUGCCUGGGUCCUGGAUUCAAAUCCUGGUUCCAUCACUUCCUAAGUGUGUGAUCCUAAACAAGUUAUUGAUCUCACUCUGAGUCAGUUUCCUCAUCUGUACAACGGGGAUAAUAAUCCCUACCUCAUGGAGCACCUGGCAUAUAGCAAGUGCUAUACCGAUAUUAGCCAUGUAUUUGUUGUCAUUACCAGCAACUUCAUCACUAUCACCAACACCACCAUCAUCAUCACCACUCUCACCAUCAUCACCAUCACCACCAUCAUUACUGUCACCACCAUCAUGGUCAUCACUAUUACUAACAGCUAAUGGAAGCAAGCAACUUUGCCUGAUGUUUUUAUCCCUCCUUUAGUGUAUCUCUAGCUCACGGAAAUGGAAGGAAGAAAUGUGAAGUUUAGGAGAUUGGAGCUUCCAGUCUGAGGCUGAUCCAUACAAUACAAGAAGAAAGAGAGCCAGGAAAGGCCAAACAGGAGGGAAUCAAUGCAAGAUUUGAGCCUAUUUUGUGGAAGCCCGCCCAUCAUCAGCCGUCUUCCCUCUCUUCGCCUCCUUGGGUCUCAGGAACUCAGCCUUCAGAAGUCAUGAACUGAAUCUCUCCUCCCACCCCCACAUCCACCAGUCUCUACCAAGAGUGAGUCCUCAGGAAGCAGCCACCACCAUUCGUUAUCACGCGGGGGGACUGCCAAGCAUUCGUACCCAAUCCAGAUACCACCACUGAAAUGAAAGUGCCCUAGUCAGGUCAGUGGGCAGUUCAUUUUCUUUAUUUUUUCACAAGCUUUGAAUUCAGAAAUAAGAGCCACAACAAGUUGGUUGUUAAGUAAAAAUGGGAGUGAUUACAAAGGAAAACUUUGUACAAAACUUUAAAAAUCUGACUGCCCCGUCAACUGCCUCAGAGGGACCAGGACUCAGGCCACGCAGGGGCAGCCAUCACCCCCCCAUCGUCAGCCCUGAAUGGGGAUGGGGAGACCUCUUUCUGAGUGUGAACCUGGCUCGGCCUGAAGCCUAGAGCUGGCUUGAAGAACACACACAGACCAGAAGACAGCACGGUGAGUUACAAGUGCCACGGAGACCAGGGUUUCUGACACAGGAUGUGGAGGAUGCUUCUCUGCAACCUAGUGCAAGGCUUCCCCUGCCAUUCCGAGAAUUCACGGAUCUCACAGGUGGAGGUGGGGCGAGCUUCUUUCUAGUGUGGACCAGAGGUGGGGGCAAUGAGUAAACAUCUUCACUGUAAGGGUUUUGGGACUGCCCCUCAGGGCUUGAGGUCUCGGCAUCGUGUCUCAGUCAGUCCUUGGCGAUGUCCCCUCAGACGCACUCACAGACUUGCAUACGUAAUUUAGUAACAUGCAUCAACUAUCCUAGAACAUCUACAGGGUGCAAAGGAACCACCACUCAGAGAAUCAUGGAGCCAGUGGAGUUAGAAGUGGAAGGGACAGAACAAGACAAUGCUAAAACCUGUGGUUCACUAGGAAGGGGGAAUGAAAACACCAUGCUCCGAGGUGGAUUCAGCAUGAACACAACUGUGGGGCAAGGAAUUUCCAAGCAAACACACCACACUAGUACCACUUCUUCCUAAACAGAAAAGGGAAAGAGCAUCCUUCGACUUCCCCCUCCCUCCAUCAGCACCAACUAAAACUGUGGGUUUCAAAAACACUGACAGGAAAAGGGAUGGACAUGAUUCCCAGAAUCCUUCAGGCUAGCUCCUCCGCGCAUCUGCGUUCAACCGAGGCUGGUGAUGUUGGAGCGGCCACCAGGGGGCGCCACGAUGCGGUGGCCGGUGCGCCUGGGAUUGUUGUCAUCUAUCUGGGCACCUGAAAGAGAGCGCCAAUCGCUGCUGGAUGGGAUCUGUUAACAUCAGUUCCACGCUGCUCCUGGAGGCCAUGUACUCUGCCAUGCACUCCACCUUAGCAGAAGUCGUAACCCCGCCCCAUCUUCAGGUGUUCUCCACUGGACCCACCUUCAUUCAGGGCUCAGUCCAGGACCAGCCAUGGGAAGCCUCCCUGGCCUCCACAGAGUCCACUGCUCCCUCUUCUGUGCCCCUCAGUCCCUGGGCUCUCCCUCCUUCAGCCCUGACCACCUUGUGGUGGUCUUGUCAAAAUCCCCAGUAAAAUCCGACAUUCCUGAGACAGGUGAUCAAACACUUACUGAGUGCCUACUGUGUGCAGGCACACAUUUGGUGCUUUAACAUGUUACUGCAUUUAGGGCACACAAUCAUACUAUGAAGGGGGGUGUUUGUACUCCCAACUUACGGGUGAGCAAUUUGAGGUUCAGGCCACGUGUCUUGGAGGACACAGGUGUUGGGUGGGGAAGCCAGGAUUGAAGCCCAAACUGGUUGGUUUUCAAAGCCCAUGAUCUUAGGCACAGUGUCCCACACUCCAAAAGUAUUUUACUUAUUGUGUGUGUACACAUUUGUAUAUGCAUGUGCAUAUGUGUGUGCACGUGCAUGUGAACUCCGCAAGCUGGAUUUACUUCCCUCAUUGGCAAUAGGUGGAUCUGAAGGGGGGUGUGGUGUGCAGAGGUUCUUAAUUUUAAUCUUUCAAAACCAACCAUCCAUUCUAAUUUUACGUAUUCUCUUGCAUAAAGAUGUAAAAUUCUAGCAGCAAACCCAGUGCCUGGAGCUCAACAAAUAUUUAUUAAAUGAGUAAAUCAUGAAGGGUGGAUAAUGCUGAAAGGUGGGAAGUAUAGAGUCCUUAUCAGGGAGGGGAAGUUGAGCUGGCGGAACUGAGGAAAAGCAAAAAGAGAAAGCAAAUAAGCUGUAAGUCUGCCUUUCUUCAUGGUCUACAACACAGCCUUCCUGCACAAAUAACUCACAGUCUUCCUGUACUCAACUUAUCACCAGACCCUCAGCUAAUAGAAAAACGUAAGAAGUAAGUUAGCUCACUGCAACCACAGCAUUAUCAGUACUGCACAAAGCCCUCUUCGGCACACAGCACAAGCACCAUCGUAUAAAAUCUCCAGCAAGCCUUUGUUUCCUUGCAGUCAGCUCCUUUCUUGCUGACCUACCCACUGUACCCUUUCAUACUUUUUCUAAUACAUCUUUCUUUACCUACAACUGUCUUGGUGAAUUUUUUUUACUAGCUGCAGAACACUGGCCCCAGAUAGUUGUCACCUGCAACAGGAAGGAGACUCAAGUUUCAGUGCUAAUCAUGCCUUGAAUUUGGGCAAUUUGGAGUAAGACACCACCCCACUCCCUUGGCCUCAUUUCCUUUUCUGCACAAUAAGAACAGUAGACUAGAUGAGCCCCUUCCAACUCCAACAUUAUAUGAUUUGUCUAUGUAAGCCACUAAGAAUUUGGUUCAGAGUAGUGACUUUUCUUUUCUCCCAUUGUUUCACUGGUAGACAAUAUGUCUUCUUGCAAUACAAGUCUCCCCUAAAGGCCUGGAAUCAGGCCUAGCACUUAGUAACUUUUUCCUUAUAACCAUCUGUACCUUGCUGGUUGCAUGUCUGUACUUUGAAAAUACCUGCUGGAAAAAAGGACACUAAUAUCGUUUGGACUUUGGUCCCCCAAAACUUCGUGUUGAAAUUUGAUCCCAAAGUUGGAGGUGGGGCCUAAUGGGAGGGGUUUGGGUCAUGAAGGACAGACCACUCAUGAAUGGCUUGGUGUCAGCCUCACAGUAAUGAGUAAAUUCUUGCUCUAUUAGUUCUCGGAAGAACUGGUUGUUAAAGAGCACCUCUGCCUUCUUCCUCUGUUGCCAUGUGAUCUCUGCACACGCUAGCUCUCCUUCGCCUUCUGCCAUGCUGGAAGUAGCCUGAGGCCCUCACCAGAAGCAGACGCUGGCACCGUGCUUCUUGUACAGCCUGCAGAGCCGUGAGCCAAGUAAACCUCUUUAAUUACCCAGCCUCAGGGCCAGACCCGAGGGUUUCUGGGCCGUGACUCUGGCUAAGCCCUUCACGGCUCUGGGCUGCAAAAGGAGGAUCACAGCACCUCCAGUGGGUGGGCAGGAUUACUUAAGAUGACGCAGGACAGCGCCCAGAGCAGCUUGGUGCUCCGGGAACGCCUUCCGCGGAAUGAAGCGGCCCAUGCCCUUGUUGACAUUGAUGUUUCCGUCUUCAAAGACGAUCUUGCCCUGGCUGAUGACCACUAGUGGGGAGCCGUGGCACUCCAUACCCUCGAAGAUGUUGUACUCCACUGCCUGCACCAACAGCCUCAGCGUUACUUCCCAGGAUUUUCUCUGCUCCAAACGAGCUGUUCAUAACAGCGAUUUUGCCUAACAUUAUAUCAUAAGCGUGUUCCAAUGUUUUUUUUCUCUCUAAAAAUACCUUUUAUUGACUGUGUAAUAUUCCACUGUAUGGUCCACAGUGUAUAUAACCAACAACUCACCGUUGCGCAUGUAGGCUGCUGGUGGCUUUCUAUAAUCACAUCAAUAUUGUUCUGGGAGGAAGGGGGUCCCCCUGGGGUUAUGCAAUGUGGCUGCUUUGACUAUACUGGACAUAAAAAUAAGUAAAAUGUUCUUUAUUUUACUUAAAAUGUCUCUUUAAAUAAAAUUUUUUUUCUCUA